AUGAGCGCUUCGAUUCCACCCUCACCUGGCGAAGAAACGCCAGCCUUCGACCUCAACCUUCAACACGGCCACAAAGAUCUCGUCCAGGCCGUCGCAUUCAACACAUACGGAGACCGCUGCGCAACCGGCUCAGUAGAUGGCAAGAUCCGUGUCUUCAACCGCCACAAGGAUGGCACAUGGCGCCUUUGCGAUACCUGGACCGCGCAUGGCGGAGAGAUUCUAGAGAUUCAAUGGCUUCCCGCUACCGUCUAUCCCAACUUGAUCGCCUCCCUCGGCAUUGAGGGCUGGUUCCGUCUAUGGGCUGAGGAUCCUUCCGCUGCGCCUGGCCGACGCUUCUGCACUGGACGUGCAGGUAAUGGAAAACCUGCAUUUGAUACACGAUCUAAUAAAGCCCCGUACCGAUCCUUCUCAAUGAAGCAUAACGAGGAGACUCGACAUACAUAUCUCGCGCUGCUCGCGACAGACGGCCGUUUGACAGUAUACGAAAAUGACCAACCUGAGAACCUUUCUGAAUAUGGGUCCAUCGAUGAGUUCAGUGUUGCUGCAAAGCCUAAUAGAGGAGAAGAGCUCGCGUUCCGUGUGCGCUUCGAUCCCAAUCCAGAGCCCUGUUAUACGGCUCUACGUGCAGGCGUACCCUCGGAUUCUUUAGGCCUUGUAGUUGCUGCAAUGGACAAUGUCAAAGUUUACAGAUCGCGCGACAUUGUCGCAACUUCUAUAGGCGUCCAGUCGACCCAGAAGGAAUUUUAUCUCGCUGUUGAAUUAACCGGUCACCGAGGCCUAGUACGGGAUGUAGCUUGGGCACCAGGAAAUAUCAGAGGCUACGAUGUCAUCGCCACAGCGUGCCAGGACGGUUAUGCGCGUGUCUUCCGCAUCGAGACUCCGUAUUCAGAAGAUGAUGGCAAAUCUUGGUCCGCAACUGACCUUCUGCGGUCUGCUCCUCAUAUGUCAACAAGAGACUCCACGCCACAGAUGAGGACCAAUGGAACUGCAACGCCGACAGAAAAGCAACCACCAACACCACAGCUCCAGCCCUCUCACAAUUAUCAGCAGCACCACCCAUCCACCCUCAGUGCUAGCCUCGCCAAAUCAGGAUCCCAUAAUGACCGACAGUGGUCAGGGCAGCCAGGUCAAGUCAAGCACAAGUUCGAAGAGAUAUCUAAACUUGACAAUCAUCGCACGCCGGUGUGGCGUGUCGGCUUUGAUGAUGAUGGCCAGAUCUUAGGCAGCACAGGCGAUGACGGAAGAUUACUGUGUUAUCGCCAAACACCUAAUGGGGCAUGGGCCAAGAGCUCCGAGUUGGCAGUGCAGAAAGCGCGAAUGGCUACUCCAUGA
This is a messenger RNA of Fusarium sp. VM40, 1332 nucleotides long. The record is from the annotation of a GenBank genome assembly. NCBI's taxonomy places the organism in Eukaryota, Fungi, Ascomycota, Sordariomycetes, Hypocreales, Nectriaceae.